This is a messenger RNA of Hippocampus comes (tiger tail seahorse), 531 nucleotides long. RefSeq names its product class I histocompatibility antigen, F10 alpha chain-like. Gene Ontology annotation, biological process: immune response. The annotation marks the transcript as partial. The transcript has 4 exons. Lineage: Eukaryota; Metazoa; Chordata; Actinopteri; Syngnathiformes; Syngnathidae. Gene Ontology annotation, cellular component: external side of plasma membrane. The record is from RefSeq and is a predicted model, not a curated record.
AAACUGGACUGGGUGAACAAAAUCGCAGCAAAUGAUCCAGACUUGUGGGAGCGAGAGAUGCGCGGCAAUAUCGGCAAUGAGCAGGUGUCCAAAGUCAACCUUGAAAUCGCAAAAGAGCGCUUCAACCAAACUGGAGGCGUUCACAUGAUCCAGCCGAUGAUCGGCUGUGAAUGGGAUGACGAGACUGGUGAGGUGGAUGGUUGGGAACAGCACAGGUAUGACGGAGAAGACUUCAUCUCAUUUGAGUUGAAAACGAUGAGAUGGAUCGCAGCGAAUCCGCAAGCUUUCAUCACAAAGAACAAGUGGGAACGAUCGGACGGCUUCAAAGAAUACUGGAAGAGUGUCCUCACUGAAAUUUGUCCUGCUGACUUGAAGACGCUUGUGAGCAUUGGGCGGGACUUCCUGAUGAGAACAGAGCUUCCCACGGUGUCCCUCCUCCGGAAGACACCUUCCUCUCCGGUCACCUGCCACGCGACGGGCUUCUAUCCUAACUUUCUUUCUCUUUCCUUCCAGCCCAAUACUCUGCAACAU